AUGUCAAGAACAUCGAUUAUUAAAACAAAAAUUGGUGUACAUUGGAAGAAUUCAGUAGCAAUUGGUGUAUCAUCUCCAAGUAGUCCUCGUCAUCCUAAACUCAUUGAACUUGAUCCAAAUAUUCCGCUUAACGAUUAUAUUUCGAAAAUAUGUGAUGAUUGGAAAAUUCCUCGAUCAAAUUCCAUUCAUUUUGCACUUCGAUAUGAUGAUACUCAUAAAUUCGUUACUGAGCAAAAUCGUUCACAAAUUCCAACUGGUCAAGUUUUCUAUCUUUCACUUUCACAUGAAGAUGAAGUUCAAGAUAUAAUAAAAUAUCUUUCAUCCAAUGAUUAUCAUCGAUAUGAUUCAAUUGCACUUGAACGAUUAAAAUUAGCUGGUGAAGAUGAAACAUUUGCACUUGAAUUUGUUGAACAAAAAGGUCUUGAUUAUUUAUUAAAAUUAUUUAUUCACGAUGAAAAAUCAAAUAAUUAUGAAAAUUUUACAUCGAACUUACUUCGUUCACUUCACAAUAUAAUGAUAAAUCAACAAGCUAUUAACUGGGAUAAUCUUCAAUCAAUUGAUACAAUUAUUGAUCAAUUGAUAUCUGGUAUCAAUUAUUCCAAAGUUCCUCGAUCACAUUCAUCUUCAGCAAUGAUGAUUCUUUAUUCAAUUAUAAAUCAUGAAUCAAAAUAUUCAACAAAAAUUAUUCAAACACUUGAAAUAACACAUUUACUUGUUUAUUGUAGCAAACAACAUGAUAUGGAAACACAAUAUUAUGCAUUAGCAUUAAUUAAUAUUAUUAUGAGUAAAGGUAAUCAAAUACUUCGUUCUUCAUUACUUACAGCUAUGUCAAAUACAGUGGUUGCAAUACGUCUUCGUGAAUUAGUACAAUCAAUUAUAAAUAGUGAUGAACAUUCGAACAAUGAUUCAUUUACAUCUCUCGAUACGAUUACACUAUCAACACGACAUCUCAGUCGAUCUUCACUUAUUCAACAACUGUGUCUUUUACAAAGAUUUUAUCUAAAUGAACUCUAUACCGAUGCAAUGAAUACAUUACCAGAUCGAUAUGAUACGAAAUAUCGUGAUAUGAUUUCGGAAUUACGGCGAAGUGCAUUUGAUACAGAUUUAUUAUUAUCUGAACAGAGUUGUCAAGAUUUAAAUGCUCGAGUAUCGUCCGUGAGUAUGAAUGAAACAAUAACAAAUCCUCGACGAGUUGAAGCAUUACAACGAGAUUAUGAACGACUUGGAUUUCAAGAUCUUCGAGAACCAAUAAAAGAUUUUCAAAUAAUUCCAUCUGGUAUUUUAUCUUUACAAAAUUUAUUCUAUUUUUGUAUUCAUCAAAAAAAUGAUUUUAUUCGAUUUGUUCUUGAAAAUUCAUGUAAAACACUUCAACAACAAUGUCCAUUAGUUAAAUCAGCUAUUGAAAUUACACAAAUCCUUUGUACACUUUUUUCUAUUGGUGUUGAACCAAACAGACAUCAAAUACAUAAAGAUUAUUUUCUACUUUUUUACAUAAUUUCAUCAUUUUUCGAACAAGCAUUUGUUCGUUGUUUACUUUUAUUCAAUAAAACAUGGAAAGAAAUGCGUGCUUGUGAUGUCGAUUUUCAAGUGGUAAGUUCAGUUGUAUAUCAACAAAUUUCUCAAUCACUCGAUGAUAUUUCUUUAACAAAUUCCUCAACAAUCAUAUUAAAUAAAACAUUAACAUCAUCUUCAACUAAUCAAAUAAUAUCAUCACCAAUAAAUAAAUCAAUAUUAAAUACAUCUUUAACAUCAGUUACUUUACAAAGAUUUACAUUUGAUUAUUUUUCGGAAAGAUUAAAUACAAAUAAUUAUAAAGAUAUAUGUAAACGACGUGAUGAAAAAGAAUUAAAACGAGAAGAAACAAUUAUGAAAUUACCUAUUGUUGAAACAUUAAAAGAACGUUUAAGACCUCAUGUUGAAUCAUUAACACGCCAAGCUCAUCGUUUAAUGUAUUGGCAAUUACUUGAUAAUGAAAAACAUGUACAAUGUAGUGAAUCAUCAACAUCAACAACAAUAAAAGAAAAUAAUUCAUCAUCAACAAGUCUUACGAGAACAAUGAUUUCUAUUGAAAAUAUCAAAGAUGUUCAAUGUAAUAUUGAUCAAUCUCGUUCAGGUAGUUUUACAAAUCAAGAACGUGUUCCAAAACUUCCUCGUCAUAGUAAUGCACAUACAAGUGUAACAAUUAUUCUUCAAAAUGAUACAACAUAUACAUUAUUAUGUGAAAAUGAUUAUGAUAUGUCAUGUUGGAGUGAUGGAUAUAACAUACUUUUACAUAAAGAAAUGGAUAGUUUUUAUACUCGAGAAGAUAUGGAAUCAUUAUUAAAUUUACUUUGUCAACUUCAAAUAUUAGAAUUAGAUAGUCCAUUAAUAACUCUACCACAAUAUCAAUUAUCUGUUCCUAGUCGUUUACCACCAAUUCGUCCUCUAUCUUCAACAUAA
Molecule: messenger RNA, 2439 nt
Organism: Adineta steineri
Lineage: Eukaryota; Metazoa; Rotifera; Eurotatoria; Adinetida; Adinetidae
Source: the annotation of a GenBank genome assembly